AAAAAAACUAACUAUUCAAUAUGCAUCAAACCAUGUGAGAAAAGCAAAAAAUAAAUAAACAAAGAAAGCAGUCACGUAGAAAUAACAAAGAGUCAUUUUCCGUUUCAUUUCAUUUUCGUGCGAUGCGUGUGAGCAACUCAGUGAUAAAUACUAAAUAGUUCUUUCUUUCUUUCUUCUCUUCUCUUCUUCAGAAUACAACACAACAAAACAGUUCUCAAUUUUCCAAUGUGAAGAAAAAAAGAGCAAUCAAAAUGGCCGUUAUGAGUGCUUUCAGGACUCUAUCUUCCAAAUCGAGGUCACUCACGACGGCACUCGUUAAAUCAUGCCGGUCGGCGUCGUACUCCUCCGCGGCGGUGGUGGCUGAUGACAGUUUUGAGAGCGGCACGUAUUUGAAAGAUUAUGCUGAUUAUAGAAGAUCUCUGUACGGUCAGAUUACGCAUAAAGCUCUUCUCGUUGAUGCCGUUGGUACUCUUGUUCUUCCUUCUCAACCUAUGGCUCAGAUAUAUAGAAAAAUUGGGGAGAAAUAUGGUGUGGAGUAUUCAGAGGAAGAAAUUUUGCAUAGAUACAGAAGAGCUUAUAGUCAACCUUGGGGUAAAUCUCGUCUCAGAUAUGUUAAAGAUGGUAGACCGUUCUGGCAAUACAUUGUUAGUAAUUCUACCGGCUGUGAUGAUUCUCAAUACUUUGAAGAACUUUAUAACUACUAUGUCACAGACAAGGCAUGGCACCUAUGUGAUCCUAAUGCAGGAGAAGUGUUCAAAGCUCUUAGAAAAUCAGGUGUAAAAUUGGCUGUUGUGUCAAAUUUUGACACCCGGUUAAGACCUCUUCUGCGGGCAUUAAACUGUGAUGAUUGGUUUGAUGCUGUAGCAGUAUCAGCUGAGGUUGCAGCCGAGAAACCAAAUCCAACUAUAUUUCUCAAAGCGUGUGAACUAUUGGACGUAAAACCGGAGGAUGCUGUUCAUGUCGGGGAUGACCGCCGCAAUGAUGUAUGGGGUGCUAGAGAUGCAGGCUGUGAUGCUUGGCUUUGGGGAAGUGAUGUUCACUCUUUUAAAGAGGUAGCACAGAGGAUCGGGGUCCAGGUCUGAAAAAGUAUGUUCUAUGCAAUAAGUUGAAGAAUGUUAUGUAUAUAAAUAGGAUUAUGUUAGUAGUCUUUUUAGGCUUUAGUUACAAGGAUGGACUGAAAGAAAUGUGAGACUGUAACUUAUGAAACAGAAAUGAAACAGAAAUGAAGGUGUAGCUAGGAGCUUUUAUCUUUCCAUUCA
Molecule: messenger RNA, 1259 nt
Organism: Lathyrus oleraceus (garden pea)
Lineage: Eukaryota; Viridiplantae; Streptophyta; Magnoliopsida; Fabales; Fabaceae
Exons: 6
Coding region: 252-1082 (276 amino acids)
Source: RefSeq, a predicted model, not a curated record